CACCCAGGCUCUGCGAACAACAGCGCACGGGCUGCGCAAGCUGUCUCCGCCGCUCUCUCGAACCCGUACGGUCAGGCAUAUGGCGCACAGGCUGCAUACCCCCAGGCCUCUCAUUACGCGCAAGCAUACAGCCAAUACUAUAACGGAGCGGGUCCCUCGCAUGUUACGGCAGAUGGGUACACCAUGUCAUCCACAUAUGUUCCGGGGACCCAGUAUCAUACCCCUCAGCCGGCGCGACAGCCGGUACAGAGACCGCCAACCCAUAGCGGAGGCGGAGGCGGCGGAGGAGGCCAAGGUCAGCCAGGUUGGUACCAGCCGGGGACGUUUCGGUGUACAAACCCCGGGUGCUCGUUCAUGGGGUCGAAAAAGAGCCUGGAGGUACACAUGAUGGACAGACAUCUCAUCUACCCGCCUGGGUGGGAACACCGGAAGAAGAGACAAGACUGGGAUGCCGACCCCAGUCUCAAAGGAAAACCUGUCCCUAUCCAGGGAACGAGCAUCAAGCUCGACACCCCAGAGGCAAUCGAGCAGUGGAUCGCGGAGCGCAAGAAGCGUUUCCCGACCGCGCAGAACGUGGACGACAAGCAGCGCAAGAUGCGCGAGGCUAUCGAGCGCGGACAAAUACCGUUCGACGACCCAUCCCGCCGAAAACGGCGCCGGGUUGACGACAGCCCCGGAGAACGAGGCGGGAGCUCUAGAGGAGGCCGGGGAACCCAGCGCGGACGCGGGAGAGGCAGGGGCAGGGGCCGAACCCAGGACGGAGGGUGGGAAGGUCGAAGGCCUGCAGGACAACCCGCCGAAAAUCCAGAGGCCUCCGCGGUCGCCGCCGUACCACCAUCCAAUCCCGAGCCUGCGUCAAACGGACAUCGAGACGAAGAGGCGUCGUCCGGCGAGGACGCGAAUUCAGACUCGGAUUCGGACGGCGUGCCAGAAGUCGUGUCCUCGAAGGCACCGCCUCGUGCUUUGGAGAUGCAGGACGAGAAUUCGAUGGAGGUCGAUGAGGAGGUUCUCACAAGGAACGACGCGGUAGUCGUUCCCUCAAAAGUCGCUGGUCCUACCGCGAAACCGAUCACGAAACCCCGACCCAAACAACCCCGCAGGCCACUAUACAAUCCGUUUGCACAGCGAGCCUCGCUCCUGCGCAAUUUGUUGCUGCCGGAAAUUCGCGUGACCGUGUCGAAUCUCUCGCAGGCGAUACACUUUCUGGUAGACAACGACUUCCUGGACGACGUCGAGCUCAAACCCGGACAAGCGAAUGAACGUAAGAUACAGGUCAUUGGAGAGCAAUCUACAUCGACGGACGCCGUCGCCGCGACCGUUUCCGCUGCGCCAACGGAGGAG
Molecule: messenger RNA, 1341 nt
Organism: Trametes versicolor FP-101664 SS1
Lineage: Eukaryota; Fungi; Basidiomycota; Agaricomycetes; Polyporales; Polyporaceae
Exons: 3
Biological process (GO): box C/D snoRNP assembly
Cellular component (GO): nucleus
Molecular function (GO): RNA binding
Source: RefSeq, a predicted model, not a curated record